AUGAGUUCUGCCAAAGAAGUUCAGUGUGUCUCCACAACCAAGGUCCGACCAGCGAAUUACACAAGUCAUAAGCGAAUUGAUUUGAAUUCAUGGGAUAUAAAACCUCUAGGAUAUCAAUACAUGCAAAAGGGACUUCUCUUCACAAAUUUACAGCAACCACUGCGGAAGCAAGAAGAAGAGACGAACAUUAACGGUGUCGGCGACAUGAUAAGUCAACUCAAAACCUCAUUGUCAUGUACCCUUGAUAAUUUCUUUCCUUUAGCUGGUCGUCUUGGUAUUGAGAAACAUGAAGCUGAUGACACGAUCUCGGUGUAUAUCGAUUGCAACUUUGAGGGUGCAGAGUUUAUUCACGCCACUGCGGAGAUAUCCGUAGACGACAUCCUCUCCCCAGCCUAUAUUCCUCAAAGCGUCAUCAAUCCAUUGUUCCCCCUCAAUGGGGUAAUGAAUUACGAGGGUGUAUCACAGCCUUUGCUUUCAAUUCAAGUGACGGAGCUACUCGACGGUAUAUUUAUCGGGUGCAGUGCAAACCAUUCGGUCUGUGAUGGCACCUCGUUCUGGCAAUUCAUUAAUACAUGGUCUGAAAUCUGUAGAUCAUCCAAUAAUUAUACUCCUGUUGGUCCGAUUUUUGAGCGCUGGUUUAUGAAUGACACAGAUUGCCCUCUCCGGCUUCCGUCCUCAUUCGCCGAUAAAUUUUUGGCAUCAAAAAAGCCCACAAGUGAUCCUAUUAUUCCAUCGUUACAUCGUUACGUAGAGAAAUGUUUUCAUUUCACUAAAACAAACAUUGCAAAGUUAAAGGCGGCUGCCAAUUCAGAGGUAAUAUCAACGAACGAAAAUACGUUACUUUCUUCGCUGCAAGCCGUAUUAGCUCAUGUUUGGAUAGCGGUAACACGCGCGAGAAAGAGCUUAAAUGUUAACUACAACGAAAAUGAACAGACUAUGUUUGGGUUAAUGAUGAGUAACAGAGCCAAGUUUAUUCCACCCUUGCCUGAAGCCUACUUCGGCAACUCAUUAACCUUUGGGAUGGUCAUCGCAAAGGACGAUGAGGUGCUCGAGAAGGGAUUUGGUUUCUUAGCUUCGUUAUUGAAGGAGGUGGUUAACUCCCACAGUGAUGAAAAGAUUAAGAGUGCCAUCGAAUCAUGGGUUAAGAAACCUUUUAUCCUAAGUUCUGGUGAAAUUUCAGGAUCGGGUAACAAAAACUUAGUGGCGAGGAGUUCCCACAGGUUCAAUAUGUAUGGAAAUGAUUUUGGUUGGGGACGCCCUGUUGGGUUAAAAGCCGGUUCAAGCGGAAAAUCUAGUGGAAUGACUAGUGUGAGUCCAGGACCAGUUGAAGGAAGUAUUGACAUUGAAAUUGUCCUUCCAAUUGAGGUUUUUCAGGCCAUGGAAAGUGAUGCUGAAUUCAUGGAAGCCUUCUCAACUUAG
Papaver somniferum (opium poppy) is the source of this 1419-nucleotide messenger RNA. RefSeq names its product protein ENHANCED PSEUDOMONAS SUSCEPTIBILTY 1-like. Lineage: Eukaryota; Viridiplantae; Streptophyta; Magnoliopsida; Ranunculales; Papaveraceae. The transcript has a single exon. The record is from RefSeq and is a predicted model, not a curated record. Bases 1 to 1419 code for a protein of 472 amino acids.